This is a messenger RNA of Naegleria fowleri, 405 nucleotides long. RefSeq lists its product as uncharacterized. Gene Ontology annotation, cellular component: ribosome; small ribosomal subunit. The coding region runs from base 1 to 405 and encodes 134 amino acids. NCBI's taxonomy places the organism in Eukaryota, Heterolobosea, Eutetramitea, Acrasida, Naegleriidae. The record is from RefSeq and is a predicted model, not a curated record. Gene Ontology annotation, biological process: translation. Gene Ontology annotation, molecular function: structural constituent of ribosome. The transcript has a single exon.
AUGGUUUGCCGAAUUCGUUUGCAGCGUAUGGGCGUCAAGAACAAUCCCAUCUACCGUUUGGUGGUGGUAGACUCUCGUCGUUCUGUUUCAUCGGGAAAUAUUGUUGAGAAAAUUGGAGUUUAUGAUCCGAGAGCAAAGAGUAUGAAUUACAUGUUUUUCCAGGAGGCUUUGAAUCCACAAGAUAAAUUCAAGACUUGUUAUAUUGAUAUUGAUAGAGUCAAGUAUUGGCUCGGCCAAGGUGCCCAACCAUCAGAGCAUGUUUUAAAGUUGUUGGCCAAUAUGGGAUUGGCUCCUCCAAAACCUCAAGUUAUUCCGAAAGGAUGGGACCCAAAGGUGUGGGAUGAAAGUUUCAAACAAGCACACUUGUAUUGGAAGAGGAAGAAUAAGAUUGAAGAACAACUCUAA